Rosa rugosa (rugosa rose) is the source of this 210-nucleotide messenger RNA. Its product is annotated as large ribosomal subunit protein eL38-like. The record is from RefSeq and is a predicted model, not a curated record. Gene Ontology annotation, molecular function: structural constituent of ribosome. NCBI's taxonomy places the organism in Eukaryota, Viridiplantae, Streptophyta, Magnoliopsida, Rosales, Rosaceae. The transcript has a single exon. Gene Ontology annotation, biological process: translation; protein-RNA complex assembly. Gene Ontology annotation, cellular component: cytosolic large ribosomal subunit; ribosome. Bases 1 to 210 code for a protein of 69 amino acids.
AUGGCGAAGCAAAUUCAUGAGAUCAAGGACUUCCUCCUUACUACAAGAAUUGAAGGAUGGACGACGUGUACGUUUAAGAGAAUGAAGGAUGCUAUGAAGUUCAAGGUUCGGUGCUCAAAGUACCCAUACAGCAUUUGCGUGUUUGAUUUCGAGAAGGCAAACAAGUUGAAGCAAUCUCUUUCUCCAGGCUUAAGCGUGCAGGACCUAUGA